Aethina tumida (small hive beetle) is the source of this 5631-nucleotide messenger RNA. RefSeq lists its product as uncharacterized. The record is from RefSeq and is a predicted model, not a curated record. Gene Ontology annotation, molecular function: protein binding. NCBI's taxonomy places the organism in Eukaryota, Metazoa, Arthropoda, Insecta, Coleoptera, Nitidulidae.
UAUAAAACACGCACAAAAUCAAAAGUAAUUAAUAUUAUUAGAUAGCGUACUGGGAACUCGUUGAAUUACUUCACCUUAACCAUAAGGAUUCGUUUCGACACAUUUCAUGAAAUAAAGAAGGAGCAAAUCGGAUCGUUUUUCCUGCGGCGCCAUGAACAAACCGUACAGAGGCAUGAUGGAUCACACAGGUUACUUGGGGACGUCCAGGGUCGUACUUAACCAUUUCGACGUCUCCACACAGGCCGACAUACAACAAGUGGCACUCAGCUACGAAUCGGAGGACGAAAUAAUGGGGCGACUGCAUGGCAAGAAACGGGGCACGCCGCAUUACAGCAAACAAGACAUCAGGGAACAGUAUUGUAUAUCGGAUCGUGGACUGGGAGCGUUAGAGAGUGAACGACAAAACAGCCUGUUCGGUUGUCUCUCAUCACACCAAAGCUCGCCUUGUUCGAACAGAGCUUCCUUUCUGACAGCGUGCGUGAGACAAAAAGCCCCAUCCGACGAAAAUCUUCACGAACUCCACAAAAGACAUCCAUCAGAAUACGCUCCGUUUCCCAGACGAUCCAGAUACAUGUUGCCGCCGCUGCAGCCGGAAAUGUUAACUUACGACCAAGACCUCCAAAGUUCGUAUUUUCGACGAAAACCCCAGCAGGACCCGAGCAGGUACACGUGGAUGAGUUCGGACGACGAAAGCGUACGUAUGGAGAAACCGAGAUCGAUUUUGGAACCUUAUCAUUCAACGCCACCUUCAACUUUACCUGGAAAGAAACAUGUCAGUUUUGCCCGGUCACACACUUUAACCUCAUUUGACGACGCCAUAUCAUACUUAAGUUCCUCAUCUACGACCCUGAAUAGGAUGACGAGGAGUCAAGAAAGAUUGUUGGAAGUCGGUACGUUGCCCAUCACCAAGCAACCUGAACCUUCCGAGAACAUUCUCAUGCUAGGUAAUUUUAAAAUUGUUUCUUGGCAAAAAUCUGACGAAAUGGUUACAGAUAAAAUUAAACGGGCACCGAUGAAAACCCAAGCGACACAAACGGAGGCAGCACUCGGCAGAAAACCAGUGCCCCCAAGCAAUAUCAACCUAAGUCCUAGGACUAUGCAUAGGGUGAAGAUGGUAUCUCAAGGAGCACAAACCAACGGCAUCAUCCUCAAUGGUCGCAAGCUCAUGAAAUCUUAUUCAGAAGCUGGUAGCAAAUUUGGGCUGCCACCUUUGCACGACUUCCAGCAAUUCGAGACGAUAUUAGAUCAUGAACCGUUGGCUAGAACACAAUCGGAUGAACCGCCAAGAAGUCCUUUCAUUGUAACAUCACCACCACCACAGCUUCCCGACCUGCCUCCACCAGCUGGUACCCAAAGCGACACUUCCUCAUUGUCCAGAUCCGAGGAUCAUGAAUCCGAAGACUCGGCCGAAUCCAAGAAGGAGAUCUUCAUCGAUUUCAAACCACAAAUUCCACCCGAACAAGGCAAACCCACCAAGAGACCGCUGACGAAAACCAAGAGCGAUGGAGAAAUCUUGGUCGAGCAACGAAAGGCGGCAAUUGUCGAUGAUUCGGUGGUGCCCGAGAAGCCGGUAAUGUCGUUCAGUCACGAGAACAUUGUGGCAGCCGAAGAGGAACCGAAGACAUUCACUCCGUACUUUCAAAAGUCUCCGAUACGCCACGAGGGCAUCUACAAACCGCUGGACGACAACAUUUAUUCGUCCCUGGACCAAACCGUUUACGGGCAAGACUCCAUUGACGAGGAGUUUCACGAGAAUUUAAUUUAUAACAGGAUGUACUACAGGCAAGACUCGCAAGAAUGCGGCAACGGAGUGGCGAUCGUAUUGGACGGUCAUUCACCGAACGACGAAGGGAUCGUACCCAGUUAUUUAGUGCCGGAUCGAAGACUCUCGCCUUUUGCUUCCAACGACUCACUUGCCAAUGACAUUAGGGACCAAUCUGAUGGCAUUUGGAACGAAUCCCAAGCCACUGUACUGCAGGUGGACUCAGGUACUGACAACGGUACAGCGUUAAGUAGUUCGGAAAUGACAUCGGUGGCUUCGCCUUCAUCUGCCAACCUUUUGACGCCGUCUUCUAGAAGAAAACAUCUUCUUAUGCUUCAACAUCAACAAAGAUCUUCCAUGGAUACAGAAGCUCUCGAUGAGGAAUAUGUCGAACAAGUACUGAAUACACAAAUAGCUAUUUGUGAUUUAUUAAAAAUGUUGUUUCAGCCGGAGAACUAUCCGAGAAUUGUUGUAGAGAAACCAACACCAAAACAACUAGAACCUCCAGCUUCUACUUCGAAGAACUACUUAACAACUCAAAGGGCGGUAUCGCCGAUAUGGCGACGCAAACCGUCGGAAACCCUCGCCGAAUCGCCACUGCCCGCAAUCGUGCCCGACCUUCUACUCGCCAGAACCGACUCCUGUAAAACGAACACCGACGUGUCAGAAAGUACGACAACCGACGACUACAUCACUGCCAAUUCCGGAACAGACAGCUCGAGGAAAAGUGGAUCUACUAUGGGCAUCGAUUUGUAUAACCUGAACCCACAUUUGAACGAGGGUAGUUUCGACAGUACCAAAGGCCUCGACCUUCUCGGUGACGACAUGGUGGUACCGUCAUUCUCACCCCCUUGUUCUCCGGCGCACAGCGAAUCACACGGUUCCCCUUUAAGCCGCAGUAUCACCAAUACACCAGUGCCUCACAUCAGAAGACGUUCCAGGACCGGCCGAUCGACUCCGUCCGACGAUAGCAGCUCAUCCUGUGGCAGUUACAGCGUCGGUUCCACACCGGACCUCCUCGACAGGUCGCCGGUCAAAGUAAAGCCAGUGCCUUCCAAAAUACACCAACCCGACGACGACGACCGCAGUCUACACUACUCCUCAUCCGGAUACUACGAAAGCCCUAUGGAAGACGAUUUGACGUGGAAAUCGCCAAAACAUGAUGACGCCCAAAAACGACGACCGUAUACCUUAGAAAUCGGCUUCAAGCAACAACAAGCAGAUUCUUCUUACGCCGCAUCGCCUAGUAGUACUAAACUAAAAACGAUACGCAAGGACCCGAAAACCUCACCCAGAAUAUCACCAUCCAGCGAGACGCUCAAGAUAACCGAAAAACCCAAACGAUCCAAAUCCAGGACGAGAAGUCCAAUGCAAACGCAUAAGAAAACCAUACAGUCGAAGAAAGUCGGACAGUUUGCGGAUGAGAGCAAAGCCACAUCCGAUGAAUCGAGCUGCGAUUUCGGAAUGAAGAAGUACCAGGGCAACCACCAUCAAUUGUCCCCUAGAAAAUCGAAGAAGAACAAGGAGAACAAUAGGAGAAAAUCGUUGCCUAGAAGUCCCACCAGUCAAAGAUCCUCGAAGAGGAACGGAUCGGAUGAAAAAUCCGCAAGUUUACCUGGAAGUUUGAGCCGGAGGAAAUCUGGAAAGCAGAAAAGUUUGCAACCUCAAGAUGUGCUAGCCGGUGGAGAACAUUACAGUCCAACAGUUGGUUCUCCUGGUUCCAAAAGGCACAGCCCACAAAAAAGUCCCGAUACUUCUAACAAACUGAAGGCUUUAAGUGCUGAAUCGUUGCGUUCAGUAUCACCUGGAAGCGACAGCGUUUUCUACAGUGAUCCCAGUAGUCAUGCAGCCGAUCACCAGGUGCACUGCCUUCAUUGCGGCAAAGAAGUUGAUAUUGUGACCACAGAAGAUCCAGACAAGAGUUUGAGCAGCAAUGGUAUGCAACACGAAAUAGUUCAGCCACCUGCGGGAUUCGAAGAUUCGCCCCGAAUAAAACCUCCUGGACGUCUUUACAAGAAACUGGACAGACGUAUCAGAUCAGAGGAUAGAACGCAAGCGGAGGCGCGACGACACAACAGAUAUAGACCGGAUGUCCGUGCGAAAUCGGAAGAACGAGGCGCCAAAACGUACAGGGGCAAACUGCGACCAAUGGCCAAAUCGACGGAUAAUAGUCAAGAGGUGUUGAAGGCGACAGAUUCGAGUCCGAGCGUGCUUCCGGGCGCCCCUGAGGACGAAGACGAUCACGGCGUGUACGACGUGCCUUACAACGACGGCUAUUGGAUAAUCAUCGACGAAUCGGAAGAGGUGACGGCUUGGAAUCGUUCCAUUACUUCACCAGAUCAAUUACCGGAGAAGAAGGAUUCGGUUUCGAGCACCGAGUCGGAACAAGAGUUCGAGAAGAGGUACCAAGCGAUCACGCACAGGAUGGUGCACAGGAAAUCGUGUCUUGAGAUGUACAAGAGGCAAACAACCAAAUCUUUCGUAAACGGUCAUACAUCAAACUCGGACACUCCCGAAGAGUCGAUCGACCUCAGGAACAAACUGGAGGAGAUAUUAAAACUAAUGUUGGUGAUCUGGUGCCAGGAAAACAAAUCACUCAGUGUUCUAACUCAAAAUAAAAGUGAGUGCGAUAAAACGGUGGUGGUGCGUCGAGAAUCCGGCGAGUUCGGCUUCAGGAUCCACGGCUCGAAACCGGUCGUGGUGUCCGCAAUCGAACCCGGAACACCAGCUGAGUCUUCCGGUCUGGAGGUCGGUGACAUAGUUUUGGCGGUUAACGGCGUCAGUGUGCUCGACAAGAGUCACUCGGAGGUCGUGAAGAUCGCGCACGCAGGCAGCGACACCCUCACCCUCGAGGUGGCGAGAACAUGCUACGCAUUAAACACCGCGAACGAAGAGCAUUCCUCGAGCAACAUGUACAGUGGAUAUCUGUGGAAAUUGAGCGGCUACGCAAGCGGGAACAUGACCAAUAAAUGGAUACGGCGCUGGUUCUGCCUGAAGCAAAACAACUGCCUUUACUACUAUAAGACUGAUACGGAGAAACAACCGGUAGGAGUUGUGAUGCUUUUCGACCACGAAAUCGAAAAACUAUCCGACGACGAAGGCGGAUUAUCGAAACCCCACAGAUUCGUUAUCCAGCGACCAGAUUCCGUUCCCUUGCAUUUAGCUGCAGACACUAGCAAUGCCAAAAAUAGAUGGGUAGAAGUAAUAUCGCGAGCAAUAGCAGAUAGUCAAAUAGUGGACGAGUUCCUAGAAGAAACCAAAAGAAAUUUAGUUUUGUCACCGAGCGCGAUACCAAAUCCGGAUUGUUUCGGUUAUCUUGUUAAACUGGGCACGCAGUGGAAGUCGUGGAGUCGACGAUACUGUGUCUUGAAGGACGCAUGUUUGUACUUCUACCAAGACGCCAACGCCAAAAGCGCUUUCGGUGUGGCUUAUUUGCACGGAUACAGGGUGCAACAGUCGAUAUCAGGGAGCAAAAAACAUGCGUUCGAAAUUAUUCCACCGGACACGAGUAAGAAACAUUAUUAUUUCCACACGGAAUCAGAUGCCGAUAGGAAGAGAUGGAUUGCUGCGUUGGAAUACUCCAUAGACAGGUGGUUCAAGAUCCAAUAAAUCUUAUGUUAUCGUUACGAAGACCUUUUAUAAAGUUUAUUGAAUAUUUUUAAGUUUAAUAAAUGUUUACAAAUAUCACUAAAUGUAUAGUAUAUGCAUGUUUUUAUUAUAUUGUAUAUUCAUUGUUAAAUUGCUCAAUGAUUUUAUUAAAAAGAUGUCUAAAAUAUGUAAAUUUUUGUUCAUUUUGAUUUGUAUGAAUUUCCAAAGAAAAAUGAGAAAACAUAAGAUUGUGCACUGCCAAAUAUAUAUGUUGUUUAAUA